AUGCGGUGUUUAUAUGAACCAUUUGCGUUUCAGUGCAACAUGGAUCCGAAAUUGUCUCAGAAGAUCGAGGAGUGGCUCAAAUGGGACAAGAAUGAAACAACAAGAGCUGAGAUUAGUCGCUUACACCAAGAGAAAAAAUGGAGUACACUGGAGAAGCUACUUAUGACUCGGAUGGAAUUCGGAACUGCUGGUGCGUUUGUCGAAUUUUCGGAAUUUUCGCAAUUUAAGGAUUUGAACAAUUCAGGUAUAAUUGUGGGCUACGACAUGCGUCACAAUAGCAAAAAAUGGGCUUUCUAUUUAGCCAACAUCUUCAUAAAUUCUGGCUGCAAAGUUUAUCUAUUUCGGGACAAUUAUCCAACUCCACUGCUUGCUUUUGGCGUUCGUCAUUGCAAGACUGCCCUGGGCGUGAUGAUUACCGCAUCGCACAAUCCGAAGGAGGACAACGGAUACAAGGUCUAUUGGUCAAAUGGUUCGCAAAUUAUUAGUCCGCAUGAUAAAGGUAUUUCACAGUGCAUCAAUGAAUGUCUAACACCGGAACCCGCUUCCUGGAAAAUUGAUUCGGUGGAAGCGAACCCAUUGUGUCACAACCCGAUGCCGAAACUGAUACAAACCUAUUGUGACUUACAAAAGAAGGCUUUGUGUUUCACCUAUGAAGCAAACAAGAAAUGUAGUUACAUAUUCACAUACACCGCAAUGCAUGGUGUAGGCUGGGAAGCAGUGCGUCAACUUUGUGCCACGUUCGGUUUUCCCAGCCCUGUCGUGGUCGAAGAACAAAUCAAACCGGACCCAGAAAUUCCCACCGUGCGCUAUCCAAACCCAGAAGAAGGUCGUUCCGCAUUGAAUUUGGCCAUAGCCAAAGCGGAUGCGUCGAAGUCCCGAUUGAUUCUGGCCAAUGAUCCCGAUGCAGACCGGUUAGCCGUGGCGGAGAAGCAAGCAAGCGGCACGUGGAAGAUUUUCUCGGGCAAUGAAUUGGGCGCGCUUUUCGGUUGGUGGAUUUGGUCGAACUGGCGCAAACGGAACCCGAACGCAGAUCCGUCCACAGUGGGCAUGCUAUCCAGCACGGUAUCUUCCAAGAUUCUGCACACCAUUGCCGAAAAAGAAGGUUUCUACUUUGAAGAGACAUUGACCGGAUUCAAGUGGAUGGGGAACCGAGCUCAGCAAUUGGCGGCGGACGGUAUUCACAUCUUGUUCGCAUUCGAGGAGGCCAUCGGAUUUAUGUGCAGUGAUGUGGUCUUGGACAAGGACGGAGUGAGCGCUUUGGUUGCCAUGAGCGAACUGGCCACGGACACAUACAACCAAGGCAUGUCCCUUCAGGAUCGAUUGGUCAAGAUUUAUCAACAAUACGGGUUUCACGUGACCAACAACAGCUACUACUUUUGUCACGAACCGGCCAAAAUCAAUGCCAUGUUUGAACGCAUUCGCCACUGGCCGCAUAAUCCAAGUCCAGUGGGCUAUCCGCAACAGCUUGGUCGAUUCCGUAUCGUGGGUGUACGUGAUCUGACCACCGGUUACGAUGACGCCUAUCCCGAUUUGAAACCGGUAAGUUCCACUUGA
Molecule: messenger RNA, 1554 nt
Organism: Echinostoma caproni
Lineage: Eukaryota; Metazoa; Platyhelminthes; Trematoda; Plagiorchiida; Echinostomatidae
Source: the annotation of a GenBank genome assembly